GCGGAGAGUAGAGAAGAUUAUUCGACGGCACUAGCGCAGAAACCACCCCGGAGCCCUUUGCCGGAGCGGAGCAGCGCGAUGUUCCGCAACAAGGUUCUCUUCCGCGCCGCCGCCUCCUCCUCCUCGUCGUCCGCGCCGCUUCCGCCGUUCCUCCUCCGCCAGCUCUCCCUCCCCGCUGCCGUCCCCAUCCCCACACUCGAUCUCGACAUCCUCUGCUGCAGGCUCUCCCGCCGCCACCGCCUCGCCUGCCUCCCCCAGCCCCCCGCCGACUCCCUCCUCGUGUACCAGAGAUGCCAGUCUCGCGAGGCGGCCGAGGCGGUCUCCGAAAUCAUGGCCGCGUUUCCCGGCGCCUGGGUGGGCGAGGAGGAGGAGCUGGCAUGUUCGGGCGCGCUGGUCGCGAAAGCGGUUGAGUGCGGACUGCGGUCUCUGAUGCUUGAACAUGGAUGGAGGUGUCUAGGAGAGAGCAUAUACAUCGAGUCGGCGUUUUUGGAGAAUGAGGAGAGGAGUGAUCUGUGUGCGGUGAAUGUGGAAGUUCGAUUAGGGAGAAAUGAUGAUUUUAAGUUUCUUGUAUCACCUGAUGCAUUUCGGUUCACCACUCAUAAGAUUUCUGGUGCUGCUAGCUCCCAUAUGAUGGAAACAUUCCAGCUUAAGGAGGUAGUUUUGGAUAGCUGUAACUUUCUGACUGUCUGUACAACUCUUCCUACACUUCAGGAAGGACAUGUUAUAGGAUAUAGUAAGAUACUCCCCUCAGAACAAUGCUUGGAUAAGUUUAUGGAGCUUUGCUCACUUAAGCAUGGGUUAGAUACAAACUACAAUUAUCAUGUAGCAGUCAAACUUACUCACGGAGCUUCAUUGGAAACACAAUGUAGGUUGCCUUCUUCAUUUGUUCUUCAAGGUUCAGGGCUUCAACCAGCCUUAAAAUCUGUAAGAGCAUCAAAGGCAAUGUCUUCCUUGCAAUCCUUUAUAGAUGUAUUGAAAGCUUGGAAUUUCUUUGGCCAGAAUCAACUAGUAAUUAAGGAACAAUUACUACUGAACUGCACCGCAACUCUGCCUACUUGGGAUAAAGCUGCAAGUAACUUGACAUUACACACUGCAAGAACUGACAAUUCCAAGGAUCAACCAUUUAUUCUAGACUUUCGCACCCCAAAACCUGCUGUCUUUUGUUCGUUAACUGCGAAAUCGUGGGAUACCAAAGUUCACAAGGUAGCUCAUUCUUUGGAUGACAAUUACAAUCUUAGUUGUACAAGUUCAAUCAAGUAUGGCUGUCAAUCAAAACCGCAUGUUCUAACCAGUUCAUGCAAAGCACAAGUUACUCUGUUGAAGCCUUCGUUCAGCAGAACUAAACCAGCAGAAAAGAGGAAAAUGAGAUAUUCAUCAGAACAUCCUGAUGCUGAUAAUUCAAACAAAUCAAGUCAUCCUGAUGCUGCAGCAAGCCAUGCUAAUCCUGUUACUUCAUCAAGUGCAAUUCUACACAUGCCAGUCAUUCAGGUUUCUGAAAAUCAUGAAAGAAAGCAUGCAGAGUUAUUGAAGAACAGUUGUGGAGGAGGUGGAGGAAUUGCAAAAGUGCAACAAGGUUAUCUAGAAAAGAGGAAUUUGGACACAAGAAAGAAGAGCAAAGAAUAUACACCAGGUAUGCCGGAAGUGGCAAAAGCAAUACAAGAUAUUGACAAAGUUGUGCUUACCACAAAGGUACUAAACCCAACAUUGAAGUCUGUGGUUGCCAAGGAUGAGGUAACUGCAGAAGCAAAGACAACGGCCAAGAAAGAUCUUGACAAGAAAGAGUUAAUUGCUGUGACGAAACAGAAAACAGUGUCCGAAGCUGUCAAAGAUGAAUUUGCUAGAAAGGUCAGAGGUUAUCAAAAUGAUGAGCUUAACAAAAAGGUAACAAAGGCGAGAGCAAAGCCAGUUGACAAGGAUAUUUUGAAUUCAGCAGCGAGGACAAAAGCAAAGCCCGAUGUCAACGAUGAGUUAAUCGCAAAGGUGAUAGAUCAUCAUCGGCGAGGUGAGCUGCGUUUACUCACGGUUGCUGAUCUGAAGUGCUUCCUUGGUGCGAAAAAAGCAAAGGUUGGGGGAACAAAAGAAGUGCUAAUCCAAAGGGCGACUGAACUCCUUGCUUGACAGAUGUAUUGCUGUUAACAUGUUACUACGUAAGACGUUCAACCUAACAUGUGAAGUUAUGCAAAGUACAUAGUUUUUUUGGAUGGCUACUUGGUGCUCCUGUAAAGUGAAGCUACUUCCUCUACUACAUGUUCAUUUUUAUAGAAUGUGAAUAUGAUGUUGCUCCCUCCAGUAAACAAUACUCGACAAUUUGGACAUUCCAA
Phragmites australis (common reed) is the source of this 2321-nucleotide messenger RNA. RefSeq lists its product as uncharacterized. The transcript is spliced from 18 exons. The record is from RefSeq and is a predicted model, not a curated record. Lineage: Eukaryota; Viridiplantae; Streptophyta; Magnoliopsida; Poales; Poaceae. The coding region runs from base 79 to 2118 and encodes 679 amino acids.